Messenger RNA from Oryza sativa Japonica Group (Japanese rice), 1533 nucleotides. NCBI's taxonomy places the organism in Eukaryota, Viridiplantae, Streptophyta, Magnoliopsida, Poales, Poaceae. The record is from RefSeq and is a predicted model, not a curated record.
GGUGGUAGUGUUGGGGCGGGGCCUCGCCCACUUGUUCCUACGCCCCUUUCCGCGCGAGGAGGUGGGACGAGAGACGACGGCGAUCCACGGCCAAUGGCGAUUGCCGGUCUCGGUCGGUCGCACUCGCGCUCGCGCGCGGGCGCCUCGUGGGUCGCGGGUUUCCCAGGACGGGAAGUCGCUCGCGCGGUCGCCUUCUUUAUUUGGCUACCUCCUCCUCCUCUCCCCUCCCCACCCAUCUCGCCCUCGUCUCGUCUCGUCUCUCCACUCCCCCACCUCCCAUCCGCUACUGCUAGUACUACUACUACCCGGCCUCUCGCCUUCUCGCGCGGCCGCGAUUUCCGUUCGCAAAUCCGCACCCACGGCGGCGCGAGGUCGCCGUCGUCGUCGAGCCAUUUCGGGGGGGUAGUUUAUAAGGGCUUGCGCGAGGAGGGGGAGGAGUAGCGGGUAGCGGCGGCUCGAGUCGAGUCGUCGUCGUCGUCGGCGGCGGCGGUCGAGAGAGAUCGGGAUCGAUGGUGCGGGGGAGGACGGAGCUGAAGCGGAUUGAGAACCCGACGAGCCGGCAGGUGACCUUCUCCAAGCGCCGGAAUGGCCUCCUCAAGAAGGCGUUCGAGCUCUCCGUCCUCUGCGACGCCGAGGUCGCCCUCAUCGUCUUCUCCCCCCGCGGCCGCCUCUACGAGUUCGCCAGCGCCCCCAGCCUACAGAAAACCAUCGACCGCUAUAAAGCAUACACAAAGGAUCAUGUCAACAAUAAGACAAUUCAACAAGAUAUCCAGCAAGUCAAAGAUGAUACUUUAGGCUUGGCCAAGAAACUUGAAGCUCUUGAUGAGUCCAGACGGAAAAUAUUGGGAGAAAAUUUAGAAGGAUUCUCUAUUGAAGAACUGCGUGGUCUAGAAAUGAAACUUGAGAAGAGCCUCCACAAGAUAAGACUAAAGAAGACCGAGCUUCUGGAGCAGCAGAUAGCCAAGCUGAAAGAGAAGGAGCGGACUUUGCUUAAAGACAACGAAAAUUUACGCGGAAAGCAUCGCAACCUUGAGGCUGCGGCGCUGGUGGCUAACCACAUGACGACGACGACGGCGCCGGCGGCGUGGCCGCGGGACGUGCCUAUGACGAGCAGCACAGCCGGCGCCGCCGACGCCAUGGACGUGGAGACUGAUCUGUACAUUGGAUUGCCCGGCACUGAGCGCUCCUCCAACCGGUCGGAGACAGGUUGAAGAAGGCCAGCCACAGCAACAGCUGCUAUAUAGCAUGCAGUAGCAGCAACGACGCCAGUGACAUCCUGUUCAUCUCACAAGAAUAACCAGAGCUCUACGCAUGCGCACAUGAAACCCAGGCAUGCAGUUCUCGGUGGGUAAAUUAUUAUCUCGCAUUAUUAGCUAUAUGCGUGUCCUUGUCUUUUUCUUUAGGCAAUGGAAUAAAAUUUCCGGUAAGUACAAACACAAACGGAAACAAAGAAUUAACAAAGCUGUAGCAGACCAGAUCGGCAAAUUGAAAUGCCAGGUAAUCCAGUAUAUAUUUCGCUUCCAGCUGCCUCUA